This is a messenger RNA of Eimeria maxima, 1275 nucleotides long. RefSeq names its product DnaJ domain-containing protein, putative. Gene Ontology annotation, cellular component: cytosol; cytoplasm. NCBI's taxonomy places the organism in Eukaryota, Apicomplexa, Conoidasida, Eucoccidiorida, Eimeriidae. The record is from RefSeq and is a predicted model, not a curated record. Bases 1 to 1275 code for a protein of 424 amino acids. Gene Ontology annotation, biological process: protein refolding. The transcript is spliced from 10 exons. Gene Ontology annotation, molecular function: Hsp70 protein binding.
AUGUACUUCAGCAGCUUUCCCUUUGGGGAAGACAUACCGGGCCACGGCAGGCCCAGGGGGCCGCCUAAGGAACGGAACACAACCAAGUUCUACGAGCUGCUCGAAGUAGAUAAAAAUGCAUCCGUACAAGAUAUAAAGAAGGCAUACCGGAAGUUGGCAAUUAAACACCAUCCAGACAAGGGAGGAGACCCCGAGAAGUUCAAAGAAAUAUCUAGGGCCUACGAAGUGUUGAGUGACCCAGAGAAGAAGAGCAUAUAUGAUGAGCUGGGCGAGGAAGGGCUUGAAGGGGGGGGCGCAGAAACGGACCCCUCAGAUAUUUUUGACUUGUUCUUCGGAGGGAGAAGGCCAGGCAGGCAGCAAAGCAAGAAGAAGGGGGAGGACAUCGUCAGUCCCAUCAAAGUCACUCUUGAACAGAUAUACAACGGGGCCCCUCGUCGCAUGGCAAUCAACAAGGAUGUAAUUUGCAAGGACUGUGAAGGAAGGGGCGGUCCAGCAGAUGCCUUCAUAACUUGCAAGGAGUGCGACGGCUCCGGUGUGAAGGUUAUGAUCCGCCAUCUCGGGCCUAUGAUCCAGCAGACUCAAGGAAUUUGCUCGAGCUGCAAGGGGCAAGGUCGCAGCAUUGAAGCCUCAAAGCGCUGCAAGACUUGUGGCGGGAAGGGAGUUUGCAAGGAGAGGAAGAUCCUCCAGAUCUUUAUCGAGAGAGGCGUAAAGAACCAUCACAAGAUUGUUUUCAGGGGAGAGGCCGACGAGCGUCCCGGGGAGAUACCAGGAGACGUUGUUCUGGAGCACACAAUGUUCAAGCGCCGUGGGAACGACCUGUUCAUGACGAAGAAGAUUACGCUGUACGAAGCCCUCUGCGGAUUUAAGUUCCUUCUGACGCAUUUGGACGGUCGCCAACUGCUUAUACAGGGGAGUCCUGGGGAGGUCGUGAAACCGGACGCCGUCAUGUGCGUCAAGGGGGAGGGCAUGCCCAACCACAAGAAUCCAUUCAUUCACGGGGAGCUUUAUAUCGUCUUCGACGUUGAGUUCCCUCAAAAGGUGCCGGAGUCCUUGUACCCUAAGUUCCGCGAGAUUCUUCCGCAGCCGGAGAGCACUCCCAUGGUUGAUGAGGACGACCCCAAGAUUGAGCACCACGUCUGUGAGAGUGUAACUGCCGAGGAGCUACGGGCUCGACAGCAACAGCAACGAACUCAGGGCUCAGGGGAAGCUUAUGAAGAGGACGAAGAUGAGGGCCAUGCAGGAGGCCCGCAGAGAGUGCAGUGCCGACAACAGUAA